This is a messenger RNA of Mesitornis unicolor (brown roatelo), 336 nucleotides long. RefSeq names its product signal peptidase complex subunit 2 homolog (S. cerevisiae) (gene SPCS2). Lineage: Eukaryota; Metazoa; Chordata; Aves; Mesitornithiformes; Mesitornithidae. Gene Ontology annotation, cellular component: signal peptidase complex; membrane. The record is from RefSeq and is a predicted model, not a curated record. Gene Ontology annotation, biological process: protein targeting to ER. The annotation marks the transcript as partial. The transcript is spliced from 2 exons.
CACAAAAUAAACUCUGCUGUGUGUUUUCUCCCACAGGUUCUUCUGGAGAAGUACAAAUACGUCGAAAAUUUCCAUCUGAUCGACGGCCGCCUCAUCAUCUGCACAAUCUCCUGUCUCUUUGCCAUCGUAGCUCUGAUCUGGGAUUACCUGUACCCCUUCCCUGAAUCCAAACCCGUUCUCGCCUUUUGCGUCGUAUCGUAUUUUGUGAUGAUGGGAAUCCUGACCAUCUAUACCUCCUACAAAGAAAAGAAUAUUUUCCUCGUAGCUCACAGAAAAGACCCCGCGGGGAUGGACCCCGACGACGUUUGGCAGCUCUCCUCCAGUCUCAAACGGUAG